GUAAAGCAUGUGUGCCAAAUAGAAAAAACUAAAACUACUUUUUAACAAAUUAAUUGCAAGAAUAGGUUUUUGACUGCCGCCGGUGGGGUGGGGUGGACUGGGUAAUGGGUCAUGUCGACCCCCCGCCGGGGGGGGGGGUGUGGAGGAAGAGGAUCUUCUCCGGACACAAUCCCACCGGAUCCUCCUUUUUCUUCAUUUUUCUCUUCAGUUUUUCUUCUGCUUCCUCACCUCCUUCAAUUCUUCUUCUUCAACAAUCUUCUUCAAUUUUGAGUCUUCUUCUUCACUCUUUUGUUUGUUUAUGGGAAACUUUAGAACGACGAGUCGACUCACCACUUUUACGACGUUGUCGACAACUAGCUCCGGGGAGGCCACGAAGCCGACUUCGGCCGAUGCCGACUCAGGGAAAGCACGACGCCGACUCCGACUCGGCCCUUAAAGAAGAAGGAUCCGGAGGAUCCGGUGGGAUUGGGUCCGGAGAGGAUCAUCUCUCAUGUCGGGGUGUGGCUUUUGAUAGGUUUUUUACUGUUUUUGUUUUUUUACUUUUAUUUUAUUUAGACUUAACAGUGUUAAAUUGAAAGUAGCUAUUAAAUUUGCUGUGCCAUGUCUUGCGCUGUUAGAUUACGAGAAUAGUUAAGAUGUAACAAAAUACGGUUAAUGCACGAAACCUAAAUACAGAGUCUCAUGAUUUGUUUUGAAAAUAUAUAUAGCUAGUCGGGGCUUCCUCAGGGAUCUUCCGCUAGCACCCCACUCGAGAAUGAUAGAGACCCCUCCGGUGGUUAAAAUAAAGUCUAAACAAUUCGGCCAAAGGUCUGAAAUUUCUAGAAGUUGGCUACUUUUCGAAAUUUCUCUGAAAUAGAGCAGUAAUCUUUAUUGCAUACUUAUAUAAGAAAGUCGAGCAAUAAGCGGUUGCCCCAGCUGCAAGAUGUUUGAGUGUGCCUAGCUAUGUGUAAGUGAGAGAGAGCUAGAGGGAAAGAUUAAGGGAGGGAAAUGGAAAAGAAAACGCAGAGGAGUCAAAGGACGCUGGUGUUAGUCCCAGCUCCUUACCAAGGUCACAUAAAUCCAAUGCUUCAGCUGGGUGCCUUCCUCCACUCAAAGGGCUUUUCCAUUACAGUUGUUCACACCCACUUCAACUCUCCAAACCCUUCAAACCACCAUAACUUCACCUUUCUUUCAAUACCAGAUGGCUUAACUGCAGGCCAUAUUUCGUCUGGGAAUCCAAUAGGCAUUCUAUUAGCUAUUAAUGCCAAUUGCAAAGAAAGCUUCCAACAAUGCCUGACUCAAUUGAUGAAGCAAGAAGCGCGGAACGACAUCACCUGCAUCAUCCAUGACGAACUCGUGUACUUUCCGGAACCUGUGGCCAAUAAUCUAAGCAUCCCAAGCCUUAUCUUACGGCCUAAUAGCGCUACCAAUUUCAUUGCUCGCAGUGCUCUCCUACGACUCCAUUCAAAGGGUUAUAUUCCUUUCCCACUUCCAGUUUUUAUUACUUGUAACUAUGACAAACUCUGGAUCACAGACUCAUUGUCACUGAAACCGGUGCCUGAGCUUCAUCCCCUCAGAUUCAAGGAUCUGCCCAUCUCCACUUUUGACACGCUUGAAAAUUAUUCGAAACUAAUGGUGAAUGCACAAAAUGUGAGGACAUCCUCAGCCAUCAUUUGGAACACCCCGGACUGCCUUGAACAAUCAUCACUAGAACAGAUCCAGCAGCAAUGCCAAGUUCCAAUCUUCUCUAUAGGUCCUCUUCACAAGAUUGCAACAGCAGCCUCUAGUAGUUUACUAGAAGAAGACACCAGCUGCAUUGAGUGGCUUGACAAGCAAUCUCAUAACUCAGUAAUCUAUGUAAGCCUGGGGAGUCUAGCCUCCAUCGCUAAGAAAGAUCUAGAUGAAAUGGCUUGGGGAUUAGCUAACAGCGAGCAACCAUUCUUGUGGGUGAUAAGACCUGGCUCAGUUUGUGGUUCCGAUUGGAUCGAUCUAUUGCCUCAAGGUUUCAAAAAAGCUAUAGGAGAAAGAGGCUGCAUUGUGCAAUGGGCACCGCAGAAGGAAAUUCUGGCUCAUGACGCAGUUGGCGGGUUUUGGAGCCAUUGUGGUUGGAACUCAACCCUGGAAAGUAUAUCUGAGGGAGUUCCAAUGAUAUGCAAGCCGUUUUCCUACGAUCAGAAGGUACAUGCAAGGUAUCUCAGCCAAGUAUGGAAAAUAGGCUUACAAUUGGAGAAUGAGAUAGAGAGAGGAGAGACAGAGAGAGCAGUUAGAAAACUUAUGGUAGAUAUUGAGGGGAAGGAAAUGAGGGUGAGAGCCUUGGAAUUGAAGGAGAAAAUAGAAGCGAGUUUUAAGAGCGGCUCUCUUUAUGGUUCCUUGAAUGAUCUUGUAGAUCUUAUUAGGUCAUUCUAAGAAUCUAAUUGCAGCCAACUGGUUUUUGUAUGCAUAUAAGAUUUCGUAAUAAGGCUUCCUGCAUCUAAUGGAAUAAAACUUUGUAUCCUAAUGCAUUAAUCUAUAAAAUUUUGGUCAAUCACUGUAA
Messenger RNA from Pyrus x bretschneideri (Chinese white pear), 2512 nucleotides. RefSeq names its product UDP-glycosyltransferase 76E2-like. Gene Ontology annotation, molecular function: UDP-glycosyltransferase activity. The record is from RefSeq and is a predicted model, not a curated record. NCBI's taxonomy places the organism in Eukaryota, Viridiplantae, Streptophyta, Magnoliopsida, Rosales, Rosaceae. The transcript has 2 exons. Bases 988 to 2385 code for a protein of 465 amino acids.